Ilyonectria robusta is the source of this 2949-nucleotide messenger RNA. RefSeq lists its product as uncharacterized. The record is from RefSeq and is a predicted model, not a curated record. NCBI's taxonomy places the organism in Eukaryota, Fungi, Ascomycota, Sordariomycetes, Hypocreales, Nectriaceae. The coding region runs from base 1 to 2949 and encodes 982 amino acids. The transcript has 5 exons. Gene Ontology annotation, biological process: purine nucleobase catabolic process. Gene Ontology annotation, cellular component: cytoplasm. Gene Ontology annotation, molecular function: allantoinase activity.
AUGCGCAUCUCGCCCGACCGCGACCAACAUAGACAGUUGCUGCCGCUCAAUAUUCCCUCCCGAUGGCGGUUUCUUGCACUAUGCCUCGCAUCCAUCGCUAUCUGGUGGCUCUUCCGACAUAAAGAUGUCGUGGGUGGUACCUCGGAAGGCUCGGAUGUCAGAGUGCAGCUCGCCUGGAAGCGGUUCGAAGAGUCUCUCCAUCAGUGCUCGGCUAUCAAACAAUUCCCCACGAAACUUGAUCCUCAGAAUCGGACGGCGAAUCCACGAUGGAACGAUAUCAGUGGUCAGCGAAGACCCAUCAUCUUGCGCAAUGCAACACUCUUCGAUGGCGAGUCCAUACAUCCUGGGCCAAUGGACAUCAUGUUGGACAAAGGUCUGAUAACCAAAGUCUCUUCGACUGCGUCUGCGUCACUAGCCAGGGGACCAUACCAACAAGUCGAAGAAUACAAUGUUCAUCUCCGCUUUGUCACCCCAGGCUUGGUGGACAUGCAUUCCCAUCAUUCCAUCGGAGCGUGGCCAUCGGCUGGGGGAACCAACGACGACACCAAUGAGAUGUUGACGGAAUGGGGCCCAAUGACCCCAUUCCUGAGGUCAUUGGACGGACUGAAAGCUUCCGACGAGGCGUUCAAGUUGGUAGCUUCUGGCGGUAUCACCUCGUCCCUCAUACUGCCAGGUUCGGCCAACAUCAUGGGCGGAGAAGGUUUCUCGGUAAAGAACGCUCGCAACUCUGGCAGAUACAAAGAGUACGUUGUCGAGGAGACUCUGCUCGAGUACGGCAUUCCCGAGGAGCAGCGUGUUCGCUACAUGAAGCUGGCAUGCGGCGAAAACCCAAAGCAGAUAUACCACCACAAUCGCAUGGGUAAUGCCUGGAUUCUCCGCGAACACCUAGCCAAAGCCAGAGACCUACUCACUGCGCAGGACGAGUAUUGCAUGCUGGCAAAUGCUGUCUCCGCCUCUACAGACAAGGCAAAACAAGACUUCAUCAAAGCAGAAGGGAGUAUGCCUGUCAAACGUGAGCUUGAGUCUACCGUCGGGCUACUGCGGGGCCGAGUUGCCUUUCACAACCACUGUUAUCUUCCAGAGGACAUGGAGACCAUGAUGCGACUCACGGCGGAACACGAUAUUCGGAUCAAAGCUUUCCACCACGCCAUUGAAGCAUGGCAGGUACCUCAUAUGUUGAAGUCCAGGACAGAAAACAUCACGAUUGCUACAUUUGCCGAGUUCAGCCUGUACAAGUGGGAGUCAUACUUUCCUAGUCUCGCUGCCGGCAAGAUACUCAACGAUCAUGGCAUUGCAGUCGCAUACAAGUCCGACCAUGGGCUGGCGGAGACAAACGCCAAGUAUCUUGCCUACCAGGCGGGGGUCGCCCAUGCCUUUUGUCUCCCCGAAGAGAAGUCACUACAGGCCAUCACAUCUGUCCCAGCGAAAGCCCUAGACCUGGAUAAUCGAAUUGGAUAUGUUCGAGCUGGCUACGACGCCGAUAUCGUGAUCUGGGACUCCCACCCACUGGCGAUUGGCGCAACCCCUCUUCAGGUCUUCAUCGACGGAAACCCUCAACUGGAAUCAUCUGAUGUCAAACUUAGCAUGGGCUUGACUUUUCAGGACCCUCUGCCCGACGAUACUCACAUACCUGUCGCGCCGCCAAUGCGGAGUGAGCCUGCGGCUGCUGAUCGAAUCUCAUUCUGUGCGAGGGCUCACCGGGCAAACUCGAGCUAUGUUAUCACGGGCAUCACGAGGUCAUUUCUUGAUGGACAUCCAGCAAUGAGACAUGUCACCGUGGGCAUCCAAAGUAAUAACAUGACGCUGGUGAUUGAAAACGGCAGGAUAACAUGUCUGAGUGGUGGUGAUGAUUGCGACCAAAGAUUAAUACAGCAAGACCAGGAGCAGGUGACUACUCUCCACCUUCGCUCGGGACAUGUCCUACCUGGUCUGACAGCCGUUACGGCAUCACUCGGUCUGACAGAGAUCACCUUGAAUUUCGACAGUGGAAACGGCAUGGCUGAUCCACGCCGUGACGUGUCGAGACCGGACAACAUCGACUUUGCAAAGUACGGUGUCCAACUUGAGGGAAAAGCUUUUGCUCGUGCCCGCAUGGGCGGAAUUACAAGAGCAAUCUCGCCGCCGCUAAGUCUAGGGGGGUUCCUGCAUGGUGUGAGUGUUGGAAUCAGUACAGACACCAGCCUGUCGCUGCACAAUGGCGGUAUUUUCCAGCCAGACGUCGGCCUCCAUGUCACAUUGGACAGCUCAGCUAUGUUGACCUACGGCACCAUCAGUAACUCUGUUGCCAAGAUUCGGAGAUUGAUCAUGGAUGGGUUGGGUUCGUUUAACGCAACAGUGUUUGGGGAUGUUGCUUCUGGAAGACUACCUCUCAUUAUCCACGCAAAUAACCAUUGGGAUAUUCAACAAAUUAUUUCCAUCAAACGGGACUUUCCGACGACAGGUAUUGUCAUUCUCGGUGGCGCUGAGGCACCAUUGGUUGCCUCAGAGAUUAGUCAAGCAAACAUCUCCAUAAUCCUUACUGAGAAUCGUCCCGCGCCCGCCGAAUUCCGCCAUCGAGACGCCGUUGUCGGACCUCCUCUGACGCCCUGCAUUGCCCGUUUGCUCAAAGAGGCAGGCGUGACUUUCGCGAUAUCUCUAGUUCCUACAACUUUGCCGGGUGACUAUCGCCUGCAUGCACUGGCACUAGAAGCAGGGUGGACAGCUAAGUGUGCUGCACUUGGGAGCACAGAAGCAGUUAAGCUUGUGUCAUCCAAUGUGGAGGAUAUUCUUGGUUUGGAGCGGAGUAGCGAUAUUGUCAUUUGGGAAGGUAACCCGUUGGAAUUUGGUGCAUCAGUCGUCUUUGCUUUUGCAGCUCAAGCUAGUGCUUUAGCAGGUGAGAACUAUAGAGAAAGGGACUUAAGUACUAGUAAGCUACAACUUGCAUCUUGCUGGCCGCAGGAAGGUAAUUAG